UGAGUGGAGGACAGUUCGGAGCAGGGGAGCGAGGAACAGCGGAGAGCCAGGAUGCUCAACAACCUGACCGAGUGUGAGGAGGGAGAGGGGGGAGCGAACAGCCAAGGAGAUGGUAACCCCAAGGAGAGCAGUCCUUUCAUCAACAGCAGCGAUCCAGAAAAGAGCCAGCAAUAUGACGGCAAAAACAUGGCCCUGUUUGAGGAGGAGAUGGACACUAGCCCGAUGGUAUCAUCUCUGCUCAGUAGCCUCGCCAACUACUCCAACCUGCCUCAGGGCAGCAAGGAACACGAGGAGGCCGAGAACAACGAGGGCGCACGCAAGAAACCUGUGCAGGCUCCGCGGAUGGGCACGCUGAUGGGAGUGUAUCUCCCUUGUAUGCAGAACAUUCUGGGCGUGAUUCUGUUUCUGAGGAUGACCUGGAUGGUGGGCAUUGGUGGAGUCAUUGAGGCUUUCAUCAUCGUUCUCAUGUGCUGCUCCACGACAAUGUUGACUGCAAUCUCGAUGAGUGCCAUUGCCACCAACGGAGUAGUGCCAGCUGGAGGCUCCUACUACAUGAUCUCUCGCUCGCUCGGCCCUGAGUUCGGUGGGGCUGUGGGGAUUUGUUUUUACUUGGGAACCACCUUCGCUGGGGCCAUGUACAUCCUGGGCUGUAUCGAAAUCUUACUGAUCUAUAUCGCGCCACAGGCGGCCAUCUUCAAGAUGGAGGGUUUAGAGGGUCCGGAAGCAGAGGCGGCCAUGCUGAAUAACAUGCGUGUGUAUGGCUCCCUGGUGUUGACCUUCAUGGCGAUAGUGGUGUUCGUGGGAGUGAAGUAUGUCAACAAGCUGGCGCUGGUGUUUCUGGCCUGCGUUAUCUCUUCUAUUCUGGCUGUCUACGCUGGUGUCAUCAAGACCGCCAUUGAGCCGCCUGUGUUCCCAGUAUGCGUGCUGGGGAACCGGACUCUGAUAUGGAAGGGCUUUGACGUGUGCGCCAAGGUGAUGGAAAGGGAGAACGCCACGGUCACCACCAAACUCUGGAGACUCUUCUGCGAUUCAGAGUUCCUCAACGCCACCUGUGACACCUACUUCGCCAAUAACAAUGUGACAGAGAUACAGGGCAUCCCUGGCGUCACCAGCGGCAUUCUGAAAGAGAACCUGUUUGGGAAUUAUUUGGAGAAGGGGGUGAUUCUGCAAAAGAAGGGUCUUCCCUCCUUUGAUGAGCCAGAUGCCCUGCCCACUAACACAAACCGCUAUGUGCUGGCUGACAUCACCACCUUCUUCACACUCCUGGUUGGGAUUUAUUUCCCUUCUGUCACAGGUAUAAUGGCCGGCUCUAACCGCUCUGGUGAUCUGCGUGAUGCUCAGAAAUCGAUUCCAAUUGGCACCAUCUUGGCCAUCAGCACCACCUCCUUCAUCUACAUGUCCAGUGUGGUGCUGUUUGGUUCCUGCAUUGAGGGAUCAGUGCUGAGGGAUAAGUUUGGUGAGGCUGUACGGGGGAAUCUGGUGAUAGGCACGUUAGCCUGGCCGUCUCCAUGGGUCAUCGUCUUCGGCUCCUUCUUCUCCACCUGCGGGGCCGGACUCCAGAGCUUGACGGGUGCCCCACGUCUUCUGCAGGCCAUAGCCAGAGACGGGAUAGUGCCGUUCCUCAGGGUUUUCGGCCAUGGCAAGGCAAAUGGGGAGCCCACCUGGGCUCUGCUUCUGACGGCUUUUAUCUGCGAGAGUGGAAUCCUCAUCGCCUCUCUGGACUCAGUCGCGCCCAUCCUCUCAAUGUUCUUCUUGAUGUGCUACAUGUUUGUGAACCUGGCCUGUGCCUUACAGACUCUGCUGAGGACCCCCAACUGGAGACCGCGCUUCAAGUUCUACCACUGGGCUCUGUCUUUCCUGGGCAUGAGCCUGUGUCUCUCGCUCAUGUUCAUCUGCUCCUGGUACUAUGCCAUCGUUGCCAUGGCGAUCGCCAGCUGUAUCUACAAGUAUAUCGAGUUCCAGGGGGCGGAGAAAGAGUGGGGAGAUGGGAUACGGGGGCUGUCCUUGAGCGCGGCUCGUUACGCCCUCAUGAGGCUGGAGGAGGGGCCACCUCACACCAAGAACUGGAGGCCUCAGAUUUUGGUGCUGGUCAGUGUGGAUGCAGAGCAGAAUGUUGAACAGCCUCGUCUGCUCUCUCUGACCAAUCAGCUGAAGGCAGGGAAAGGCCUGACCAUAGUGGGCACAGCGCUGGCUGGAACCUUCCUGGACAAUCACCCUCAAGCCCAACAAGCUGAACAGUCCGUGAAGAAGCUAAUGGAGACUGAGAAGGUGAAGGGCUUCUGCCAGGUGGUGAUCUCCUCAAACAUCCGUGACGGCACCUCUCACCUCGUCCAGGCCGGUGGGCUGGGCGGCCUGCAGCACAAUACUGUGCUGGUCAGCUGGCCUCGCAACUGGAAGCAGGCUGAGGACCACCAGCUCUGGAGGAACUUCAUUGAGUUGGUCAGAGAGACUACAGCUGCAAGCAAAGCCCUGCUGGUGGCCAAGAACAUCUCAGCGUUCCCAUCCAACGGCGAGCGCUUCACUGAGGGCCAUAUCGACGUGUGGUGGAUUGUCCACGAUGGCGGCAUGCUCAUGCUGCUGCCAUUCCUCCUGCGCCAGCACAAGGUGUGGAGGAAGUGCAAGAUGCGCAUCUUCACUGUGGCCCAGAUGGAUGAUAACUCUAUUCAGAUGAAGAAGGACCUGACCACCUUCCUCUACCACCUACGUUUAGAUGCCCAGGUGGAGGUGGUGGAGAUGCAAGACAGUGACAUCUCUGCCUACACGUAUGAGAAGACCCUGAUGAUGGAGCAGCGCUCUCAGAUCCUGAAGCAGAUCAACCUCACUAAGACAGAGCGCGAGCGCGAGAUCCAGAGCAUCACUGAUAGCUCCCGUGGCUCGAUCCGUCGGAAGAACCCAGCAGCGGUCACCACCCAGCUGAGUGUGACUGAGGAACCAGCUGCCAGCAGCAAAGAGGAGAAACCAGAGGAAGAGGAGCAGCUCAUCCACGACAAGAGCACCAACCCCCCCACCCCUGCCACCCCCCAGUCCCCGGCUGCCGAGGCAGAGACCCCCAGCACGGUUGUCCAGAUGACCUGGACUGAGACCAAGUGCGACGGCGAACAGGCCAAGCCUCUGGGAGUUACCACGAAUGAGGCUAUCAAAGACCUCUUCAACAUGAAGCCAGAAUGGGAGAAUCUAAACCAGUCCAACGUUAGGCGCAUGCACACUGCUCUCAGACUCAACAAUGAAAUUGUGAAGAAAUCCCAGGAGGCCAAGUUAGUCCUGCUCAACAUGCCCGGACCACCCAGAAACAGGACUGGUGAUGAGAACUACAUGGAGUUCCUUGAAGUCCUAACCGAGGGUCUCAACCGGGUCCUGCUUGUGCGUGGCGGAGGUCGUGAGGUCAUCACCAUCUACUCUUGAAAAACCAGCCUGCAUCGCUUCAUCCCAUUCCCCUACCCAACCUCAAAAUCCCACGCAAACUUUGCAUUCAUACAUCCAGCCCAAAAGACCCCCGUGCCACCCCCAAGCAAUAUCCCAGAAAUCCCUGCCCUGCCCUACCCUGCCCUUGCCCCGACCCACUCCAUACCAGAGACACAGGCCCUAUUCUGAACCCCCUCACCUUCUUCAACCAGCCCUCAGAAAGCCCCUUUUUACCAAUCCAGUACAGUUCUAUCAUUCGCAGCCCAAUGUUCCCAACAGCCUCCUCCCAUUCUAUAUUUGUUGUGAACUGGUGAUCCGCGGUUUCACCUGCUGAGUUCAGUGCCACGUUCAUUACGAGGGCAGACUAUUGAUGUCAGUAAGUAAUCUGCUGCAUUCCGGAGGUUUUCUCCAUCCCCACUUUCGUAGACUUGUCCAUCACUCUUCUCAUCCAGUCAGGACAUGUCCGAGGGUUGACGAAAUGGGAUGGGCGGGUUACGAUACGUCUGUUUUGUCUUUAGGGCUUUUUUUUAUUUUUUAGAUUUGUUUUAUCAUUUGUUUACAAACAAAAAAAGGAAACUUGCCAGGAUGACAGCUGCCAAACAAGCCAAGGAACUGCCAGACGUCACAUCACUGUGGUGGAGAGACAGAUUUUGAUGGAUGAACUGACCAAGACAGUGGCGGGACAAUUCCGCCACAGAGUGGACAGAUCUCCCAGAAGCCUCGUCUGGCUGACGGCCAUGGAGAGACGCUCUGUCUCACCGUCCAGUUAACACGCUUGGACUAAACUGCAGUGAAAACAGUUACAUUCUCCGGACUGCGCUGGGAAACUUGAGAAA
Molecule: messenger RNA, 4238 nt
Organism: Colossoma macropomum (tambaqui)
Lineage: Eukaryota; Metazoa; Chordata; Actinopteri; Characiformes; Serrasalmidae
Gene: slc12a5a
Product: solute carrier family 12 member 5a
Exons: 26
Coding region: 52-3402 (1116 amino acids)
Biological process (GO): cell volume homeostasis; chloride ion homeostasis; chemical synaptic transmission
Cellular component (GO): membrane
Molecular function (GO): potassium:chloride symporter activity
Source: RefSeq, a predicted model, not a curated record